This is a messenger RNA of Neoarthrinium moseri, 576 nucleotides long. RefSeq lists its product as uncharacterized. The coding region runs from base 1 to 576 and encodes 191 amino acids. The record is from RefSeq and is a predicted model, not a curated record. The transcript has a single exon. NCBI's taxonomy places the organism in Eukaryota, Fungi, Ascomycota, Sordariomycetes, Amphisphaeriales, Apiosporaceae.
AUGGCCCCUUCUCUGCUAGGUGGAACCGCUGCAGGACUCCUGGCUGAGGACCUCUUGGAGAGUCAAGAACGGGGGCCAUUUGAGUGUUCAAAGGAACGCGCGGAUGCCUAUGGGGACUACGACAAUUCCAAGGAGGUUGACGAAGCUAGAACUCCUCAUUCACCCAAGCCCUGCAACGGUCUUGACGUGCAGGACCGCGGCGAGAAGAAGUCGCCACGCUCGGACUCUGGGUACCAUUCUGAUGGGGCUUGUGAUGCAAGAGGGGAGCAAUAUGAUGCGAGACGAUGCCUCAGCCCGGAUACGUUGAGACUCGCCGAUGAGAUCUGGGGCAGUGAGAACUCUGAUGAGAACCCGCCGCCUCCUCCUGUUGACGCGGUCAAUGAGACUGGUCAAGGUCCACAACGCUUUAACAGAAAGCGCGCCUCUGCUUUGGUGGAAGACGAUGCCCUUGCCCAUCACGGUACCGACAAGACGAGACAGUGCUCUCCUAAGCGCAAGUCAGCAGUUGUCGAGGACCCAGCGUCUGAAGUCAGACUUACUGAAGUCAAGAAGAAGAGAUUGGAGGCUGUGCUCUAA